This is a messenger RNA of Rhizophagus irregularis DAOM 181602=DAOM 197198, 228 nucleotides long. RefSeq lists its product as uncharacterized. The record is from RefSeq and is a predicted model, not a curated record. Lineage: Eukaryota; Fungi; Glomeromycota; Glomeromycetes; Glomerales; Glomeraceae.
AUGAAUGAUUGGGUUGACAUGACUGCAAAAGUAGUUUAUAGUACAGGUGAUAAUUAUUCUGUACAAAAUUUAUCAUCUUAUGGACCAAUAUUUGGUAUUAGCGGCUUAUUUAUAGGUAUUGAUUCUUGGUACGAUGGUUCGCCAUCAUUUUAUCCUAAAAUAGAUAAUGUACCAAUAGGAAGAAUUUUAUCAGACGAUUGUGAAGUAUUUCACGUUAUUAGGAAAUGA